AUGUGGAACAACUCAGAUGUGUUCAGCAGCUUGGCCCACAGCCGGGAGGCAGCCCAGCUCAGAUCAGAGGGUGUUGCAGGAAACCCUGUCCUGGCAGGAGGCAUCCUGAUAGGUACCUCCCUGCUGGGCCUCCUCACCAUCAUCUGGGCCUUCUGGUACCAACGCAGCAGUCUCAGUGUUUUUACAAGAGCUGGAAACUGGUGGGAAACCAACAUCAGCAAAGGCAACAACCACAGCAACAACCGUGGCAGCAGCCACAGCAACUACAGCAACAGCAGUGGCAGCAACAACAGCAACCAUGGCAGCAACAACAGCAACAACCAUGGCAGCAACAACCAUGGCAGCAACAACAGCAACCACAGAAACCCUGUCCUGGCAGGAGGCAUCCUGGUGGUCACCUCCCUGCUGGGCCUCCUCACCAUCAUCUGGGCCUUCUGGUACCAACGCAGCAGUCUCAGUGUUUUUAAAGGAGCCUGCCUCAUGUCCUUCACCUGCCGGCAAAUCAACGUCUUAAGUGUUGAGGCCGUCCACAGCUCUGUCAUUACUCUGCUCUCCAUGGAUGCUGUGAAUCUGAUCGCAGCAAUGAUCUUAGGAACUGAGUAUAUUCGAUCAGGCUGCUAUAAUUCCAUCACCUUGCCUCAGCAGUACCGCUUCAUCAAUAUCUCCCUGAGCUGGCACGAGGCUCAGAGGUUCUGCAGGGUUAAGUUCGCCGACCUGGCCACUGUGAACAACAUGGACGACAAAAACAAGCUGGUCAACGCACUGCGCGGACGUGUGACCUCCACCUGGAUCGGGCUUCACACAGGAGCCAGCUACAGGUGGAUGUGGGCCGAUGGCAGCGGCAGAGUGGGCUUCACCAAGUGGAACGACGGGGAACCAAACCACGCUUCAGCCGAUGAAUGGUGCGCAGAGACGUCUUCCACAGGCACAUGGAAUGAUGCUUCGUGUGCAGAGGAAAAAAACUUUGUGUGUUACGAGCGUCAACACAACGGUAAGCCAAAGUUUGUGUUUUACUCGGAGCAGAAAAGCUGGGAGAGCAGUCUGGAGCUGUGCCGAGACAAGCACACUGACAUGGCCUACGCAAGGACGGAGGAGGAGAACUCAGAGAUUAUGAAUAUGGUGAAAACAUGGACAGGCUUUUUCGGGGUGCACAACACAGCGGAGUCGGCAGGGACGCUGGGUCGCAUCAAACUGUAA
Stegastes partitus (bicolor damselfish) is the source of this 1197-nucleotide messenger RNA. The record is from RefSeq and is a predicted model, not a curated record. NCBI's taxonomy places the organism in Eukaryota, Metazoa, Chordata, Actinopteri, Pomacentridae.